Molecule: messenger RNA, 2763 nt
Organism: Myripristis murdjan (pinecone soldierfish)
Lineage: Eukaryota; Metazoa; Chordata; Actinopteri; Holocentriformes; Holocentridae
Product: gamma-aminobutyric acid receptor subunit rho-1-like
Exons: 10
Coding region: 226-1662 (478 amino acids)
Biological process (GO): monoatomic ion transmembrane transport
Cellular component (GO): membrane
Molecular function (GO): transmembrane signaling receptor activity; extracellular ligand-gated monoatomic ion channel activity
Source: RefSeq, a predicted model, not a curated record
UUUUCCCACUGUGGAGAUUAAGCACCGUGGGAUGUUUUUCACUCAGGCUGUAGAGUAGCCCACUGUGGCUGCUGCUUGUUGCUGUCACUGCUGUGUCUUCUGCCUCUCGCCGGCCCCUGACGCUGAAGAAGACAAUGUCUCAAGAACACGGGGUGCUCUCAGCCCGAGGGGGGAGUAGGUUUUUUUGACUGACAGGUGAGGUGCGUCCUCUGGGGAAUGUGAACCAUGCAGGUGGAUGCUGUUCUUGUUCUGUCCUGUGUUUGCCUCGUGGCCGCAGCUGGGAAGCUGGCCCAGCCGAGGGGUCACAAGCUGGAGACCUACAAACAAAGCAGGUCAAGAAGAGAGACCUCCAGAAUGGAGGGAGGAGGAAAUCACAAGUCUGGAAGCCCAAUUUAUAAACGAAGUCCGGACAUGACCAAAUCUCCAAUGACAAAAUCUGAGCAGCUUCUAAGAAUAGACGACCAUGAUUUCACCAUGAGACCAGCAUUCGGAGGGCCUCCAAUCCCAGUGGGGGUCGACGUUCAGGUGGAAAGUCUUGACACCAUCUCCGAGGUGGACAUGGACUUCACCAUGACGCUGUAUCUGCGUCACUACUGGAAGGACGAGCGGCUGGCGUUCCCCAGCACCAACAACCAGAGCAUGACCUUCGACAGCCGGCUUGUUAAAAAGAUCUGGGUCCCUGACAUGUUCUUCGUCCACUCCAAGAGGUCCUUCAUCCACGACACCACCACGGACAACGUCAUGCUGAGGGUCUACCCCGACGGCAACGUGCUCUACAGCCUCAGAGUCACCGUCACGGCCAUGUGCAACAUGGACCUCAGCCGCUUUCCUCUGGACACACAAACCUGCUCGCUGGAGAUAGAGAGCUAUGCAUACACAGAUGACGACCUGAUGCUGUACUGGAAGAAAGGUAACGAAUCCUUAAACACCGACGACAGGAUAUCUCUGUCCCAGUUCCUCAUCCAGAAGUUUCACACCACAACCAAGCUGGCUUUCUACAGCAGCACAGGCUGGUACAAUCGUCUGUACAUCCACUUCACCCUGCGGCGCCAUAUCUUCUUCUUCCUGCUGCAGACCUACUUCCCUGCCACCCUGAUGGUCAUGCUGUCCUGGGUUUCCUUCUGGAUCGACCGCCGGGCCGUCCCGGCCAGGGUCCCUUUAGGCAUCACCACGGUGCUGACUAUGUCCACCAUCAUCACGGGGGUCAACGCCUCCAUGCCCCGAGUCUCCUACAUCAAGGCAGUGGACAUCUACCUCUGGGUCAGUUUUGUCUUUGUCUUCUUGUCGGUGAUAGAGUACGCAGCGGUCAACUACCUGUCCACUGUGCAGGAGAGGAAAGAGAGGAAACUACGGGAGAGACUGCCAUGUACAUGCGGCAUUGGAAACCCUGACGAGAUGAUGAUUGACCCCCAGAUCACAGGCUAUGGGUCCAUGGAUGUCAACACCACGGGGACUUAUGGGAUGCCGGAGAACGGUGGCCGCCAGGAGCGAAUGUUGGCCCAGGUGGCGCUGAAUGACCCCCAGAUUACAGGGCAGGUGAAGGCGUCCAGGGGCUAUGUGAACAUUUGGAUAGACACCCAUGCUAUAGACAAAUACUCACGGGUCGUCUUUCCUGGAGCGUACGUUCUCUUUAACAUCAUCUACUGGUCCAUCUACUCAUAACCCAUGAGUGCAUCGUCUUUGAGAGCAAUCCACAAUGGGGCUCAGGUGACUCGGCUCAUAAGUGGAGAGCAAGAGAGAUGACAUCGCCCAUGAUGUUUUCCACCGAGGACGCAGAGACAAAGACACUGCGGGGGGACCACUGCCUUCUUGACCCAGCCACUUAACUCUGAUCACUUAAAAAAUGAUCUGCGAUAGCAUGCUCAAGAGAAACGGGAUCGUCAUCAUGCCCAGCUCCAUCAAAUCACGUCAUUUCAGGUUACACAUGCAGUAUUGUGCUGCUGAUGGACAGACAUUUGGGUGUUGCUGCUGCCUGGAGUGUCCUCACUGCACAGAAAGGUGACAGGCUCUCAACACGAACAGCGAGUCUGGAGCAGUGUGCAAGACCACAAGAAAUGCUCACAUCAGCUUUCCUGAAGGUGCGGAUAUUGGACAUUGCCAAUGUAUAGAUACAAACACCCCCCCCACACUCCCAGCCCACCCCCUUCCACAUGCACUAGUUAGUAGCCUUGACAAUCCAUGACCCACUAAGAAUCUCAAGUCAGGUUAUUCUUCAUCUCGAAGUUUCCUUUUUCUUUUACAGUACUGUAGUAUGAUUCAGUAGAUGUUAUAAUUUUUUUCUUGUGAUCUUUGUAUCAAUGCAAUGAUUUUGCUGUCAAGCUACUUUAUCACAUUGGUGUGAUAUGACAAGUUUAGUAAACAAUGAAAACAAAAAAUACAGCUUUUCACUUAUAAAGAUGUAAAAAAAAUAAAAUAAUCAUUUAUAUAUACAUGUUUAGCAGACCCUAAACAUAUUGACUAUGAUAUCAACUUUAUUUUUAUUUUUAAUGUCCAUAUUUCUUUUUUUUUAUAUACAACUGAAGCUCAUCUCCUCUGUUUUGGUGUUGUGGGGCUUUGAGGUUCACUGUUACUUAUUAGCUGAUAGUUUUGUCUUUUUUUUUUUGCUAUCAUCUGGUAGUUUGCUUUCAUUGAAGCAAAAAAAUACAAAUUUUGGGGGGCGAUUUAUAUGACAGUUUAACAAUUGAAAAUACAGUUAUUACAACUCAACUCUGGAAAUGUGUUGUAUAGGGAAAGAUGUUUAAUAAAUGUGAUGUUUUCUGAAAA